This is a messenger RNA of Malania oleifera, 1764 nucleotides long. Its product is annotated as protein SUPPRESSOR OF FRI 4. The transcript has 7 exons. The record is from RefSeq and is a predicted model, not a curated record. Gene Ontology annotation, molecular function: DNA binding. Gene Ontology annotation, cellular component: nucleus. Bases 319 to 1413 code for a protein of 364 amino acids. Lineage: Eukaryota; Viridiplantae; Streptophyta; Magnoliopsida; Santalales; Ximeniaceae.
AGUUGUGAAUUUGCAUCUUCUUAGUUUAUAAUAUAUAUUGUGAGCAAAUUUGGUACUAGGUCAAAAUACUUUACAUAUACUUUUUUGGUGGCUGAGCGAAGCAAUGAUAUGGGAUUCAAUGAAAGCUCUAGGAAGCAAAUCACAGAGGCGAAGGGCGGGCUAACUGCGCUGUCUGCAGCCGCCGUUGCCCGAGAGUGAGAGGGAGAGACCCUAACGCGAUCUUGGAGUCGACGUGACAGAAGAGGGAAAAGGUAAAACCUAAUAAGGUAUUGCGGUUCGAAGAAGAGUGACAGGGAGAGAAGACAAAGGAUUGUCGGCAUGGGGAAGAAGAAGAAGAGGGCAUCAACGAAGGUGUUUUGCUAUUACUGCGAUAGAGAGUUUGACGAUGAGAAGAUACUGGUGCAGCACCAGAAGGCUAAGCACUUCAAGUGCCAUGUCUGCCACAAGAAGCUCUCCACCGCCAGUGGCAUGGCGAUCCACGUCCUCCAAGUCCACAAGGAGACUGUCUCCAAGGUUCCCAAUGCUAAACCUGGUAGAGAAUCAACUGAAAUUGAAAUAUAUGGAAUGCAAGGAAUCCCACCUGAUAUCUUGGCUGCUCAUUAUGGAGAAGAAGAUGAAGAUGCCCCAACAAAAUUGGCCAAAGCGGAGGCCUCGACCCCCCAACUUGCUGGCAUGGUACCUGGAUCACUAGGUGUUGGAUUUCCUCCUCAGUCUACAUUCAAUUUAGUGCCGCCAAUUUAUAAUCCUGCAUCUGCUGUGCCACCAGCUGGUUGGCCAGUUCCUCCUCGCCCCCAGCCAUGGUUUGCGCAGCAUCCAGCUGUUUCUGUUCCUCCACCUGCACCACUAGGAUUGGCACAACAACCUCUGUUUCCUGUGCAGAAUGCAAAUCCAGUUCCACCAGCAUCUACAUCACCUGCUCUUCAGCCACUACCACAGAUAUCUCCUGGACUGCCUUCAUCCUCACCUUCUAUUUCUGUAUCUCAACCUUUGUUCCCUGUGGUCGUAAAUAAUAAUGGACCUGGUCAAAGCUCACCAUUUGCCACCUCUAUGCCGUCAACAAAUAUUCCAUUAAGCUCGCAUGUAGAUCUCAAAAAUGCUGUCACUGCAAAUUCUAGCAGUACCUCCAUGGCAGGUGUGGCAUUGAUCAAUUCACAUUCUUAUGCCUCUGGUCCAAACACUAGUGGUCCUUCGAUUGGACCACCUCCUGUGAUUGCAAACAGAGCUCCUGCUGCCCAGCGGCCUACUAACGAGGUCUAUUUAGUAUGGGAUGAUGAAGCGAUGUCCAUGGAGGAAAGAAGAAUGUCCUUAAUGAAGUAUCAGGUGCAUGAUGAAACUAGCCAGAUGAGCUCAAUAGAUGCAGCAAUAGACAAGAGGAUAUUAGAAAGCAGGCUCGCAGGUCGUAUGGCUUUUUAGAGUGGUUGGCACUGAUCCGUCAUUUCUAUCGCGGGAAUCAUUAUUCUAUUGGGGAGGUCUUUUAAUUGUUGGUGAUUGUUGUAUUUAGAAGAGUUGGUCGUGGUUCUGUUGGGAUCUCUGGACUCGGGAAGUUCUGUUUCAAAUGGGGAUCCGUUGACCUAGUUUGAAUUUGUGUUGUAUUUUUGAAAUAAAGGGUUUUAUCUUAUAGAGAAUUGCAUUCUUUCUUCACUGGCAUGUUGUCUAAAGGGAAGCAAAAUUUGGGAUCUCCCUUUAUGAUCACAUGCAGAUGAUUAGGUUAUCAAGUUGUUAUACUGCAUUUUUUUUUUUUAAUGGUAGUUACUUUGGUAUUCA